UAAGAGACUUCCCAACCAUUCCCUCCGCCCGGCCACAGCCUCCCUGCCCCAAGAAGAUCCUCGGAGCCAGGUUGGGUGGGAGAAGGCACGAGCCAUGGCUGCCCGGCUCACUAUUCUGCUCCUUUUAGGGCUUUGGCUGGACCCAGGGAUGGAGGCAGAGGCAGGCUUAGUUGUAGACACAACCCCUCGCCUCUGGAUAGAGUCUGAAUCCCCAUCCUCACCCUGGGCCAACGUGACCCUCCAGUGCCUGGCGACUAAUACUCUGGCAAUGAAAUUCCAGCUGCUGAAAGAUGGGAAAAUUUUCUCUUCCCUUUCUGCCCUUGAAACCUAUGCCAGGUUCCCACUGGGGCCAGUGACAGCUGACAACAAGGGCAUUUACCGGUGCCGGAUCCAACAGGCAGAAAACCACUGGGGUCUAAUAAGUGCCCCAGUGGAGGUGACAGGGGCAGAGCCCCUCCCAGCACCUUCCCUCCAGGCUGAGCCAGGCCCUUGGAUUCUCCAUGGCCUGCAGACUGAGCUGCACUGCCAGGGGAGGCUGCUGGGCAUGACCUUUGACCUGUAUCAGGAAGGAGAGCAGGGUCCUGUGGACAGCUCCCACACCCCCAAACCGGAAACCACCUUCAUCAUUAAGAGCCCUGGGAACUACACCUGCCAGUACCGACCCCCCACAACAGCCUCCAGGGUGAGGUCAGCACCCAGUGAGACCGUACACGUUGUGAUCCCAGACUCCCUCCCAAAGCCCUCUCUCGAAUCGUGGGUUAACCUGGUCAUCAGGCCUGGAGGCUCCGUGACCUUCCGGUGCAGGACAAGGUUCUCAGGGCUGGAAUUCAAGCUGUUGAAAGAUGGAGAGGAGGUGUUUGUCCCUAUGAUGUCUUCAACGGACCCCCAGCUGAUAGACUUCCACCUGAAAGAUCUGGAACCCGGGGCUGGGGGCAGAUACAGCUGCCGCUACCGUUUUAGGGAAGGGCCACUGAUCUGGUCAGAAGACAGCGAGUCCCUGGAGCUUGUCCUGACCACAGGAACAUUGGACAAGCCUUCGCUCUCAGUGCAGCCCCAGGAUGCCGUGAUUUCUCGAGGGACCAAUGUGACGCUUCAGUGCCUAGGGGCCCGCCCCAAUGUGAGGUUCGCCCUGCUGAAAAAAGGCUCGCGUCAGCCUGUGCAGGUGCUGAGCCCUGCUGGGUCCCGCGCUGACUUUGUCCUCUCCGACGCCAUGGCUUAUGACUCGGGCAAUUACAGCUGCAUUUACUUUGAGACAGUCGCCCCAUUCGCCGGGUCCCCAGCGAGUGAGGAUGUGGAGGUUCAAGUUGAUGGCCUCUUCCCCAAGCCCACGCUGCAUCCCUUGAGCCCUGUGGUGACCCCCGGGAAGGACGCAGCCCUGCGCUGCUCGGGACGGGUCCCCAAUUCCAAUUUCCAGCUCUUCAGAGACGGAGAAAGCACAGAGCUGGAAGUGACCCAUCAGCGCGUGAGUGAGUACACGGUCGACUUCCUGCUGAGGAACGCCAAGCCCCAGGAUGGGGGCCGUUACAGGUGCCGCUACCUCACCUGGACGAAGCCCAUCUUGACUUCGGAGAUCAGUGACCCCGCAGAGAUUUCGGUGACAGGAAAAAUCCUAUAAAAACUAGAGCCACGUGGACCAGUGAAAUAUUGUCUGGAUUAUCUCUGCAAACUGAGGGCCCAAGAGAACACACCUCUGACAUAGAAUGACAAAAAUAAGAGCUUUAUCACACCCAUAGAAAUCAACUUGGGCUGUGAAAAUAAAUACAUUUGCUGUUUAUAGGA
Molecule: messenger RNA, 1779 nt
Organism: Phascolarctos cinereus (koala)
Lineage: Eukaryota; Metazoa; Chordata; Mammalia; Diprotodontia; Phascolarctidae
Product: venom metalloproteinase inhibitor DM43-like
Biological process (GO): immune response-regulating signaling pathway
Cellular component (GO): plasma membrane
Source: RefSeq, a predicted model, not a curated record